GCUGUGCGUCUUUAAAGCCGGGCGUGCGCGAUUCGUAUUUAUUAAUUAUAUACAUUAUCAGUUUUUAUGCAUAUAUAUACAUAUUACUGAAUAAUGCUAUCAGCCAUAUUAACAGUGUUGGCAGCAUGUUCACUAGUUGAAGCCGGACCCCUGACUACUUGCACUCCAGAUCAAUUUGCGUGCCAGAAUGGCGACUGCAUUAAUGGCACACUGAAGUGCGACGGUGUCAAAAAUUGUGUAGAUGGCACCGAUGAGAUCUUCAACACCUGCUAUAACACAACCUGUGCCGAGAAUUUCUUUCGCUGCAACUACGGCGGCUGUGUGCCUCAUCACCUGACAUGCAAUGGCGGCAACGAUUGUUGGGAUAAAAGCGAUGAAAACGUUUUUUUGUGUGCGGAUGAGGGAAAAGUGGACAAAUUGCUAGCCGAGUUGAAAGGUAGCUGCAGAAACUUUUACGCAUUGCAAUGCAAGGAGGACACCAGGUGCGUGAAGUGGAGCCAAAUGUGUGACGGCUAUAUUGAUUGCCCCAAGGGCGACGACGAGUCUCCGGAAUUGUGCGGGGCCAGCAUAUGUCCCACCGGUUCGUUUCGCUGCGAGACUGGCGCCUGCAUCAGUGGCAAUUGCCUCUGCAAUCAGAAUAUCGACUGUUCCGAUGGCAGCGACGAAAUACCCGCUAUAUGCCUCAAGAGAAAACAAACCAGCCCAGACAUAUUACCUCCAACUGGUUCGCCAGCGGCUCCCCCCAACGUCUGGAGGACCAACUCUUGCGCCUUGAAGACAGAGAAGGGUAUGCGAGUGGAGGAUUACUUUUUAGAAUUUACGUUCCGGCCAGAUGGCGAGGUGCCGGACAAAACCAUUGUGUCUCUGACCUGUGAAAGCGGCUAUGUGAUUUUUGGACCCAAUAUCAAUAAAUGCGAGAACGGACAGUGGCUAAAUGGACUCGAUCUUCUUCCCCACAUCUGCAUACGUGUCUGCGAUCAAAGCCCGAUUGUACGGAACAUUAGCUAUGCGACGCAGUGUGUCUCCGAUAAUGCUGUUGUCGAUUGCCAACAAAAUACGUUCAUAAAGGACACCAAAUUGUUUGUAACUUGUAAGCCCGGCUUUAGGGCCAAAUCGAGUGCCAAUCAAUUGGGUCGACACAGUUGCAAUGAGGAUGGCGAGUGGUUCGUUGAAGAGACCAAUCCAAUUUGUGAGCCCGUCUGUGGUGUAAAAUCUCCGCAACAUCCCGACAACACGCCCUGGUCUGUGACCAUCUUUCAGCGCCGCUUAACCUCCCAGCCGGACUAUACCUUUAAUUGCUUGGGCACUAUACUAUCACCAUAUAUUGUAAUUACGGCCGCGGACUGCUUUUCGGAUAAGAAUCCAAAAGAUUCACAUAUUUACUACACCAUCGCGGAGGGCAAUCACAAUGUCGACUUCAGCCAGAAUGAGGACCAUGGUUAUAUUCUACACAACAUUUUGGAUAUACACUUGGUGACGUUCAACAUGGCACAGAAGGCAGCUUUACUUACUCUGGUAAAACCCUUCAGACUAGGUGCUCUGGUCCGACCCAUUUGCUUGACUGCUAACCAGGCAGAUAGUUCACUGCAGAUCGUAAGUGCCGGGGACUUUAGUAAGCAGCAGUUGGGUGAGGGGCAGACGGUAUAUGAGAACUCGAGGUAUAUCCUAACACACAUUGUGGCCAGCGAAUCGAGCAAAUAUAAUAUUCAAGCAUUUAUCAGCGCUAUCAAAAAUGAAAUCGCUAAGACGGAGAAAAGCCCUGAACUUUUCACUAUGAUUUGAUUAAAAAAAAUAAAUAAAAAUUCUUAUUAAAUAAAAACGCACAGACAUCUACUACUGCUAAUUAUAUAAGUAUCUUACGCGCAUUAUUAGUU
This is a messenger RNA of Drosophila novamexicana, 1874 nucleotides long. RefSeq names its product modular serine protease-like. Bases 94 to 1782 code for a protein of 562 amino acids. Gene Ontology annotation, biological process: proteolysis. Gene Ontology annotation, cellular component: plasma membrane. The transcript is spliced from 4 exons. Gene Ontology annotation, molecular function: protein binding; serine-type endopeptidase activity. The record is from RefSeq and is a predicted model, not a curated record. NCBI's taxonomy places the organism in Eukaryota, Metazoa, Arthropoda, Insecta, Diptera, Drosophilidae.